Gamsiella multidivaricata is the source of this 3319-nucleotide messenger RNA. RefSeq names its product kinase-like domain-containing protein. Bases 128 to 3037 code for a protein of 969 amino acids. Gene Ontology annotation, cellular component: nucleus; cytoplasm. Gene Ontology annotation, biological process: protein phosphorylation; mitotic DNA damage checkpoint signaling. The transcript is spliced from 2 exons. The record is from RefSeq and is a predicted model, not a curated record. Lineage: Eukaryota; Fungi; Mortierellomycota; Mortierellomycetes; Mortierellales; Mortierellaceae. Gene Ontology annotation, molecular function: protein serine/threonine kinase activity; ATP binding.
AUUCAAUCGCCUCACUAUUUCUGUUCACCAAACCCAUUUCUGCUGCACCACGCCAUCCUCGCUGGCUCCUCUCAUCCAGCCCUCGAUUCAAGGUCCAGCGGCACCAACUCCAUAAUUUCUUCUCAUAAUGGAUGGUCCAAGAGUGUCCCUGUCGAACUCUGUCUCACCUCUUCGUCUCAGAAAAACCAACAGCUCUUUUUUGAACUGCCGUAUCCCUGAGAGUAGCACUGCAAGCCCCCAAAACACGGACCAGGUCCGUAAGAAUGGCAGCAACCCUAGCACUCCUCACGACCCUGCAACUCUACGCGUCGGUUUUAGCCUUGGCAGCAGCAUUCACAAACAUAUUUCCACACCAGAAGACUUCAAUAAGCCAAAAGAUGGAAAGGAUCCCAAAGUCAAUAAGCUGAUCCACUCCACCUCUAUCCCUUCGUUCUUAUAUGCGUCAUCCGGCCACUCACUCUUCCUUGCGAUGAAGGUUGAUCACUCCAAGCCAAAGUUUGGUCGCUCCGUGAGUAUGAUCAUUUCUUCGCCUUCUUUUGAAUCGACAGCGUCCAGAUCCCUUGCAUCCACCUUUUCUGCCGACUCUUGGGGUGAACAGCCCACUGGGGGAACUGGGACCAAGUGCCGUCAACAGGGCUUGAGCAUGGAGUCCACCCAAGAUGGAGUCGGCCUACUAUCAAUGUCGCAACCUCAACCUUCCCUCUCUGUGCUCCAGAUCGGACCUAUUGCGCGCAAGAACUUUCGUGAACAGACAGCGGAAAGGAAGAGGGCCGUCUUGCAAAUGAGUCAGCUAUUGGCGAUUUCAGGAAAGAAAUGUGUAUACGCAAGGCAGGGGGACAUCGGUGAGGCACCAUCCCUGGACCUGGAUCCUUUCUCACCCUACUCUCCAGGAAUCUUGGACUCCGAUACGGCUAUAACAACUGAUCAGACGUACACUCACAAGGAACCGAUCGACCUGAAUGAGUAUUGCAAGAGAGUUGAUGUUCGACCUAAAGAUGACGAUGAUGAUUCGGACCAGGAAGAGGAGGAAGAAGAGGAAGAGGGACAUGAAUACGAGAGUUAUGAGGAGUGUGAGACGUAUGAUGUGUAUGAGGAGUAUGUUAAGUAUGGGGUGUAUGAUGGGUAUGAGGAGCAUGAGUAUCAGGAACAUGAGGACUACGGCAACCAGACGGUGGUAUCGGCGCAAGUGAAUGCUCUGAGGUCCGAAUUGGAGGUUCAAGUCAAGCUAGAGGCCACAGAAACAACAAGCAGAGAUGAUAUCCUGGACCAGCCCCAACAUGAGGGCGGAAUAGAAGAGCAGAUCCAAGGCAUCUCAAAUACCUCGCAGUCUUCAGUAGACGUUGCUUUUAAACAUGCGAGCAACAAUGCUGUCCCCGCAAUCGCACGUCCAAAAAAGGGAUGCACGACGGAGUCGGAGGCGAUUGCUAGGCAGUGGCGACACGAUCAGGCCGCCAGCCAUUUGAUUCAGCGCACUGACGGUUCUAUCGUUGAGCACAUUGUCCACCACGAAACAUUAUCCGGUCUACAGCUCUCAGCGAAGCAACAUAGAAGACAGGGCGACCAGGGAUAUUUGAGUUCGCCUGGUUCUUUGCGCGUGGCCAAAAUACGAACAGGAGAUUUGUGUAGCACUGGAUCGUCCUCACCUUCUGGUCGCCUUGAAUCAUCUGAUGCAGACACGAUGGCAACCUUUGAGACGCGUGGAUCGACGUCAAAGGACGAUACUUCGAUCCUUGUUGCAAGUAUUUCAACCGAGGAGAGCACUGUUGUCUCUUCGGCAGUACAGUAUGAGUCUAUCUCGCUCCCGGCCCUCCCAAAUGGCUCUUUGCCAUCUGGAAACCAGUGGGGGAUGGAGCCAUCAAAGAUCGAUACAGAACUCCAUAGACCAGACGUCCUGAAGUCUGCUCAGAUCACCUCGAAGACAUCAGAUAAGGACCCGUGGAGGCUGGCAACGAACGUGUCAAUGUUGUUCAGGAGCAAUAGCAGCGAUCAGGAGCAGGUGAUCUCGUCCAAGGUCUCACGAUCUGGCAAGCUGUUUGCGAAGAAGAUCAAGACCAUUGCCGACUUUGAAUACAACGUGGCUAAGAAACUGGGCAAGGGCAACUUUGGGAUUGUAUACCAGGGCAAGACGAUUGAUCAGGGCAUCGAAGUCGCUAUCAAGAAAAUCACACGAAAGCUUCCCGGUGAGAUCGAGAGGCUGGGCUUGGUCCAGAGAGAGAUGAGAGUCUGCCGCUUGUUCCAUGACAGAACGGGUAUUGUUCCCUUGUUGGAUAUCAUUACUACGAACAAGCAUCACUACCUGGUGUUCGAGAAGGCAGAAGGAGAUCUGGCGGAGAUGCUCAAGACGCGCUGCAAGGAUGUUCUAGGUGAUCGAUCUAAUAAAGAUCUAGAUCAACGGCCUUUGUCCCCUUCCUGCUCUCUCGGGACCAUUUUCAGCAUCGAGGAGAUCCGCUCCAUCAUGUACACUGUUGUGCUCGGUGUGCAAGCCCUCCACCAGGAAGGUUACAGCCACAAGGACAUCAAGCCCGCCAACAUCCUCUUCCGUAAGGGCAAGGGCCUACUCUGCGAUUUUGGACUCUGCAGCCAGAUAUAUGAACUGCCGCUGAACCAAUUCUUCGGAACUCAGGACUAUGCGAGUCCGGAGGCUAGGCGCGUCGGAGGUCAUCGUCAAUGUGACUACAUCCGAGGCGACGUUUACAGUCUAGGUGCAGUGUUGUACGAACUCGCGACGGGAUCGGUUCUGUCCAAGGUGAUCAGUCAGGGCUUGAACUGGCAAAAGAUUACCUACUUUGGCGGCAUGGCCUUUAGUGAGCUUUUGCAGGGGAUGGUCAAUGACAUUGAGAAGCGGUGGGAUAUCGAUCGGGUCGUGGAGAGUCAAUUCUGGAAUAAAUCGAUAUCGUCGUCAAGCGUGGCGCUCCCUUGUUCACCGUGCUUGACAAGCCCACUUGGAGAUGGGGUGGUACAGACUGGAGAGGUGGACCCUGCGAAUGCUGCCCUACCGCUCACGCCAAAGAAGGUGGCUUCACCCGUCCAGUGUUAGACUGAGAAGGAGUUCGUUGUCUAGACUGCUUUUCUUUCUGUGAAUAGCAUUAUUCAAUUGUAAGGAAGAAUGCAUGCAUGAGGGACCUCACAAGACGCCUCUAAACAUUAACCAUGACGCUAUGGACACAGUGCGAAAUAAGGUGCUCCAGGAACGCACCUUUGCGUCAGGGCCGUAACAUUUUAUAACUCUAUUAAGGGCAUGCCUAAUCCAUUUUGAAUGCUCCUUUGAUCUGCAGGUACCGGAGAGGUGAGGUAGAGGGGUCGUUAUCCUGAUUCAUAC